This is a messenger RNA of Asterias rubens (European starfish), 1431 nucleotides long. Its product is annotated as sulfotransferase family cytosolic 1B member 1-like. NCBI's taxonomy places the organism in Eukaryota, Metazoa, Echinodermata, Asteroidea, Forcipulatida, Asteriidae. Gene Ontology annotation, molecular function: sulfotransferase activity. The transcript has 6 exons. The record is from RefSeq and is a predicted model, not a curated record. Gene Ontology annotation, biological process: sulfation. Gene Ontology annotation, cellular component: cytoplasm. Bases 66 to 1013 code for a protein of 315 amino acids.
CGUGGCUGGUGCUGAUAUAACCGCGAUCUUAGACUUGAAAUCAAGUCUACAGUUCUAUAAGAAAGAUGUCUGGUAAUCAAACUGAGGAAAGAUGUGCUCCCUUCGGUCCUACUGGAAAGGAUAUUUACUACAGACGAAAGGGGGUUGUAUUCGAUUCCACGAUCACAGAUGAGAAGACUUUGGUCGAUAUUGAGAACUUCGAGGUCAGACACGAUGACAUUUUCCUUGCAACUGUACCACGUAGUGGUACCCAUUGGUUAAUCGAGAUAGCCUUGCUGAUAGUCGCAGACGCAGACCCUACCAAGGCUAACAGGGUCACCCAGGAUCAGGUCUUUGAGAUGAACUUUCGAUCUAACCCUAAGUUACCAGCAGUAGCUGGGUACAAAGUGAUUGAGAAAUGGCCAUCGAGUUGCCCGAGGGUUAUUGUUACUCAUAUGGCUGCUGAGUUUUUGCCAUCGCAGGUUUGGCACACGAAAGACAUCAAGGUGUUGAGUAUGGUACGAAAUCCACUGGAUGUUUUUGCUUCCCAGCACACAUUGUAUGGGAAUAUGUUACCUGAAUUAGUUCAAGCUUGGCCUGAUUUUAUACAGUACAGUAUGACUGAUGAUGUCACAGGUGGCACUUGGUUCCGUCAUGUUUUGAGCUACUGGACGAAACAGCAGCAGUUUAAAGAAAAUGUGCUGCUAUUGAAAUACGAAGAUGCACAUCGGGAUCUUCGAGCGACCGUCCAGGCGAUUGCUGCGUUCUUACAGCGCCCUCUGUCGGUGGAGCAAGUCAAUCGCAUAGUCGAGUUGACUGCCUUCGGAGGAAUGGUGCAAACGUACCAACAACUGGAGGAGUCUGAGCCUGACAAUAAGUUUCGUACACGAAUACAUGGCAUCAAACAUUUCCUCGAUAAAGGUAAAGUCGGCACUUGGAAAGGGAAGUACACCGACAAACAACUUGACGAAAUAAAGUCAAAAAUAAGCGCAACUUUCGAAGGGACUGGCUUGAAUAUUGAUUUGGAAAUCUGAUAAAUAAUUCUUAUAUUCCUAAAGGGAAAUGUAUUCUGUUUGCAGUAGACGUUUCUCUGUUUUUAUAUAACGAAUGCUCAUUUGUAAACAACUUACUACUUGGUAUUCGCUAGACCGAGUCAGGCAGGAAUUGUUGAGGAUCAAUGAGAGUCGUCGUCUUGGUCAGUUUCUGACGUCACAGAACUUUAUUGUAUUAAUGCUAUAGUAUUGUAUUUAUUUUAUUCGAUAAACCUGAUGACGUCACGAUGUCGAAAACCUGCUUUUUCUUACUUAGUUCUUAUAAGCUACGUUAAACAUAAUUCUGGUUGAUUGAUUCUGACGUGUGUUUACUAAAACAAUAAGAUAUAAGGGUGGCACGGUCGGCUUGUGCGUAAAGCGCUCGCCUCUCGCCAAGGUGACCCCGGUUCGAUUCCAGGCU